Molecule: messenger RNA, 3842 nt
Organism: Vicugna pacos (alpaca)
Lineage: Eukaryota; Metazoa; Chordata; Mammalia; Artiodactyla; Camelidae
Gene: NFKBIZ
Product: NFKB inhibitor zeta
Biological process (GO): regulation of gene expression
Cellular component (GO): nucleus
Molecular function (GO): DNA binding; POU domain binding
Source: RefSeq, a predicted model, not a curated record
GACAUAUUGCCUCAUCCUGUACAUUUUACUGGAAACGGGGCGCAUCCGGAGGAGGGGCCGGGAGGCCGCCCAGACGCCGCCAAUGGCCCGGCCGGGCGCGGUGGAGGCCGCCGAGGCGGGGGCCCCUUCUCCCCGCCCCUGGCUUCGAAGGCCGGUUUAAAUAGUCGUGCAGCCCCGGCCCGCGCCCGUGCCCGCGCCGUCCUCCCGCCGGUAGGUCCCUGAGUCCAUCGCAGCCACAGCCGCAGCCGGGAGGCAGCCGCGCGCAGCAAGCCGGUGGCACAGGUGUUGGGGUCCCGGAGCGCCUAGCCCGGGAGCAUGAUCGUGGACAAACUGCUGGACGACAGCCGCGGCGGAGAGGGGCUGCUGGACGCGGUCGGCGACUGCGGCCUCAUGACCAGCCCGCUCAACCUGGCCUACUUCUACAACGCGUCGCCGCCCGCCGCCGCCCCCGGCUGCGACGCCAGCUGCUCGUCGUCUGGGCCCUCGGCGCCCGGCUCGCCCGGCUCCGACUCCUCCGACUUCUCCUCCGUCUCGUCCGCGUCCUCCUGCGGGGCGGUCGAGUCGCGGCCGAGAGGCGGCGCCCGUUCCGAGCGGCUGCAAGUUGAGCCCCAUAUGGGGGUUGGAAGGCAGCAAAGAGGACCCUUUCAAGGUGUUCGUGUGAAGAACUCAGUGAAGGAACUCCUGCUGCACAUCCGAAGUCAUAAACAGAAGGCCUCUGGCCAAGCCAGUGAUGACUUCAAGACACAGAGUGUGAACAGAGAGCAAUUCACAGAAUUGAAGAACACAGUAUCAUACAGUGGAAAAAGGAAAGGACCUGACUCACUGUCUGAUGGACCAGUUUGCAAAAGAUCAGUUUUGUUACAUACCCAGUUUUUGACACCACCUCAAACACCCACACCCGCAGAGAGCAUGGAAGAUGUUCAUCACAAUGAAUCCAAACAGGACAGCAGUGCCGAUCUGCUUCAGAACAUUAUCAACAUUAAGAAUGAAUGUAGCCCGGUGUCCCUGAAUACUGUCCAAGUUAGCUGGAUGAGCCCUGUGGGGGUCCCUCAGAGCUCCCCCCACGAGCAGUGUCAGGACUUCCACGGAGGGCAGGUCUUCUCUCCGCCUCAGAAAUACCAGCCGUUCCAAGUCAGCAGCUCCCCGCACAUGGUGGAGCAGGCUGCCAUGUACCAGUACUCCCCACAGAGCCAGACCGUGCAGCCGCCGCCGCAGCACUACACCCACAACCCGACUCUGGAAUACAGUCCUUAUUCCAGAACGUCCCUGUCCCCCAGCUACGAACCAAACUUCUUUGAUGAUCAAGAACCACAGUUCUGCCUGAACCAAAGUUUUGCGUCCCUUCUAAGUGAUCCCAGGGAAUCUGAGAGUAUCACUGUUCCCACUCAGACCUCCCCCACUGUUCAGCAGCCAAAUGAUGUGCCCCUACAAAACUUCCACAUGAUGCCGCACGGUGCGUGUGAGGCCCUGGCGGGGCACGGUGCCACCCCUGCCCCUUUAAGCAUGGCACUGCCGUUCCAGAAUGUCGUUGGAAAUCCAAUGAACACCACACAGUUAGGAAAGUCAUUUUUCCAGUGGCAAGUGGAGCAGGAGGAAAGCAAAUUGGCGAAUAUCUCCCAAGACCAGUUUCUUUCCAAGGAUGCAGAUGGUGACACGUUCCUCCACAUUGCUGUUGCCCAAGGGAGAAGGGCACUUUCCUAUGUCCUUGCAAGAAAGAUGAAUGCUCUUCACAUGCUGGAUAUUAAAGAACACAAUGGGCAGAGUGCCUUUCAGGUGGCAGUGGCUGCCAAUCAGCACCUCAUUGUGCAGGAUCUGGUGAACCUCGGGGCCCAGGUGAACACCACUGACUGCUGGGGCAGAACCCCUGUGCACGUUUGUGCAGAGAAGGGCCACUCCCAGGUGCUCCAGGCAAUUCAGAAGGGAGCAGUGAAGAGCCAUCAGUUCGUGGAUCUUGAGGCAACUAACUAUGAUGGCCUGACUCCUCUGCACUGUGCAGUUUUGGCCCACAAUGCUGUGGUGCACGAACUCCAGAGAAAUCAGCAGCCGCAUUCACCUGAAGUUCAGGAGCUUUUACUGAAGAAUAAGAGUCUCGUUGAAACCAUUAAGUGUCUGAUUCAAAUGGGAGCAGCAGUGGAAGCCAAGGAUCGUAAAAGUGGCCGCACAGCCCUGCAUUUGGCAGCUGAAGAAGCAAAUCUGGAACUCAUUCGCCUCUUUUUGGAAUUGCCUAGUUGCCUGUCUUUUGUGAACACAAAGGCUUACAAUGGAAACACUGCCCUCCAUGUCGCUGCCAGUCUGCAGUAUCGGGUGACGCAGCUGGAUGCCGUCCGCCUGCUGAUGAGGAAGGGGGCAGACCCAAGCACUCGGAACCUGGAGAACGAACAGCCAGUGCACUUGGUUCCUGAUGGCCCUGUGGGAGAACAGAUCCGCCGUAUCCUGAAGGGGAAGUCCAUUCAGCAGAGAGCCCCACCGCACUAGCUCCACUGACUUGGAGCCUGCUCGGCAAUACUCACUGUCAGUUAGGCAGUCCUAAUGUAUCUGUACAUAGACCAUUUGCUCUGUAUUGGCAAAUGUAAGUUGUUUCUAUGAAACAAACAUAUUUAGUUCACUAUUGUAUAGUGGGUUAUGUUAAAAGAAAAGAAGAGGAAUAUCUAAUUCCUCUUGGCAGAUUUCAAUAUUUCACAUCCAGGUAUCUGGAAUCUAGACAUCUGAAUUUAAUCUGAACGGUAAAAUUGACUUCAGUUAGCAGUAGCUUUUUGGGUAGGAAAAGGCUUUGAUUUGUGGCAUAAGGCAUUGCUCAUGUAGCUAUUGCCAGUUUAAAAGGAGACAGAUUGUAAGCUUUUUUACAUUUUAAAGAAAAAUGAAAGCAUUUGAAAGUUAAAAAAUACAUCUGGAUAUAGUGUUGAGGCUUCGUUUGGCCUGAUGCAGUACCUGAGAGUUAUUGUUGGUGGUGGAAAGUCUGGUCAUUGGACUAGAUGAAAGGUACCAUGGUUAAAGUUUGAUCUUUGCAAACUGUACAUAACUGUUAUUUUUGUCUUUUAAAAUAUUUGUACAUAUAUGGUCAUUAACACAAAUGGCCACAUUUGAAAUGUGUAAAUCAAUAAAAUAGAGAACAAGUGAAUUGUCACUAUUCUUAAAAAGUUACACAUGCAGAGGAGCUGUGUAAUCACCCAUCUACCAUCUCUGUAGGUGAGACAGAUGGGGAGUUGUUCCCUUAGUGGCUGGCAGAGCUCUGUUUGAAUUAUAAACAUGCUUCUUCUCAUGCAUUGAGAUGAGACAUCUGAUUUGCAGGGAAUUGCAUGCUGUUAAAGAGAAUACCUCUUUAUGACUCACUUUCUAGAAUUUGUGACUUAACUUGCUCUGUUGGAGUUUUUGUUUUACCUUUAUAGCAACAACAAAAAGUCACUAUUGAAACAUGUCUUCUUGGGUUUCUGUUCUCAAAUAAUGAUAAGGCACCAUGAUGUUUUAUGCUACCAUUCAGAAAAAAGUCUUAUUUUUUAGUAGCGUUAAUCCCAUUAAUAUUAUUUUGCUCUGGCAUCCCCUGAGUAAUAUAUUUGGCUUUGAUUGCACAUUAAUUAUUUGUAAUAUAUUUGAUUCAUUAAUUUUUUUUAAAUGAGAAGUCUUGUAAGCAACUGACUGACUAAUCAUCUUUGUAGCUAAGUACUCAAAUCCUUUUAAAAAAGAUAACCUUUGGAUCGAUCACAUUGUUUGACCCUGUAUGUCUUGUGGACAAAAAUUAGUUAUAGUUAUUUGGUAUCUGAAAGUAUGGCUGUGAUGUGAACCAGUCUAUUCACACUUAUGGAAAAACUUAUGCAUGGUUUUAAAUAAACAUUAAUUCAUUGAUA